UUGCUAUUGCUGCUAUUGAUUCAAGAUGAAAUUCUCUCUAUAAUUUUUGAGAAUUUCAGUUCAGCAUUUGAAUAACCUGUAUUCAAUACAUUGUACUCAAGCUGUCAUAAUUUAAUGACAAUUCAAGUGUUCCUUGUGUUAAUCACAGCAUGCCACUGGCUGUUAGUGCCUUGCAUUUCAGCCUGAGUGAGAAGUAGACCCAGAGAUAGAGCCACAGUGUGCUACCACCCUUUGUUUGAUCAAGACUGGACAACAAAUACACAGAACAUGAAGAUAUUGGUGCCCAAAUAAAUGUGACAAAAUCAAGUUAAUAAACACGGAUCAGCCACAACAAUAAAACCACUGACAGGUGUUUAAAUACCAUUAGUCAUCUUAUCACAAUGUGAUGUUCUGCUGGGAAACCUUGGGUGCUGCCAUUCAUGUGAAUACCACUUGACAUGAACCACCCAUCCAAACACUGUUGUGGACCAAAUACCCCCCCUCAUCACAACAGCACUACCCGAUGGCAGUGGCCCCCCUGCAGCACAAUGUGCCUCAACACACUGCAAACACUUCUCAGGAACAGCCGGAGGAAUCCCAAUCUGAUUGAGCAACUGUAAGACGUGCUGGAGCAGGUAUGAUCCAUGGAGGCCCCAUCCCACAACAUACAGGACACAGAGGAUCCACUAUGAAAUGGCCUGGUGCCAAAAUAUAAUGCCUUAUCAGUGUAUUUUGAUGUUAAUAUUUCCUCUUGACAAUUUUCAGAAAAUUAUGAACCUUAAAUAUCAAUGAUAUAUUAGACAACACUACAGUUCAGGCAGAGCUGGUGCUCAUUCAGAUGGGACAAUAGCCUCUCCAACAACAACAACAAUAAGUGUAUCAGAUUACAUUUCCAGGGAAUCACUGAGUCACAUGUGAACCAACAGCAUCCAGCAGAGGACUGACUCACCUGACUCACCUGAGAAAAACCAGAAAACAGUUUGUCGGUGUGUGUGUGUGUCUCUCUCUUUAGUACAGAACCACAGACAGACGAUCAGAUCCACCUUCAGACUGAACUAAUGUCCUCUGAGUGAGUUCAUCUACAGGAGAGAGGAGGAGGAAAAUACAAUACUGCAGACGCUUCACACACUGAAGCGUCACUCAGAGACUAAAUGGUUUCCAGGUUAGAGGAGGAUCUCUGCUGUCCGGUGUGUCGUGAUGUCUUCAGAGAGCCUGUCGUUCUGUCAUGUAGCCACAGCUUCUGUAAAGACUGUCUGCAGAGAUGCUGGGUAGACAAAGAAAUCAGAGAAUGUCCACUUUGUAAGAGAAGAUCUUCAAGGAACCAUCCACCUUUAAACCUGGUGUUAAAGAACCUGUGUGAGACCUUCUUACAGGACAGAGAUCAGAGAGCUUCAGAGGAUCUCUGCAGUCGGCACUCUGAGAAACUCAAACUCUUCUGUCUGGACCAUCAGCAGCCGGUGUGUCUCGUCUGCAGAGACUCAGAACAACACACCAACCACAGAUUCAGACCCAUCGAUGAAGCUGCACGACAACACAAGAAGGAACUUCAGGAAACUCUGGAGCCUUUAAAGAAGAAGUUAAAGGUUUUUGAAGAAGUUAAAGUGGAGUUUGAUCAGACAGCAGAACACAUGAAGGUCCAGGCCCGACACACAGAGAGGCAGAUCAAGGAUCAGUUUAAGAAGCUGCACCAGUUUCUAGCAGAGGAAGAGGAGGCCAGGAUGGCUGCACUGAGGGAGGAAGAGGAGCAGAAGAGUCAGAUGAUGCAGGAGAAGAUGGAGGCUCUGAGCAGAGAGAUAGCAGCUCUUUCACACACAGUCAGAGCCACAGAGGAGCAGCUGAGAGCUGAAGACGUCUCAUUCCUGCACAACUACAAGGCUGCAGUGGAAAGAGUCCAGCAGCGCCUCCUGCUGGAGGAUCCACAGCUGCCCUCAGGAGCUCUGAUAGACCAGGCCAAACACCUGGGCAACCUGAGCUUCAACAUCUGGAACAAGAUGAAGGACAUGGUCUCCUACACUCCUGUGGUUCUGGACCCAAACACUGCUCAUCCAAACCUCAUUCUGUCUGAAGACUUUAGCAGUGUGAGACCAAAAGAGAGACAGAAGCUUCCUGAUAAUCCAGAGAGGUUUGAUGUGUACAGGUCUGUCCUGGGCUCUGAGGGCUUUAACUCAGGGACUCACAGCUGGGACGUCGAGGUUGGAGACAGUACAUGCUGGUUACUGGGUGUGUUAGCAGAGUCUGUCCAGAGGAAGGGAUUCAUACAGUCUGGAUUAUGGAGAAUACAGUUAUAUGAAGGUAAAUACUCAGUGGGGUCACCAUCAAAUCCACCGACUGAUCUCGUAGUGCAGAAGAAGCUCCAGAGGAUCAGAGUGAAUCUUGACUGGAACAAAGGAAAGCUGUCGUUCUCGGAUCCUGAUACUGACACACACCUACACACCUUCACACACACUUUCACUGAGAAGAUGUUUCCAUUCAUUGGCACUGUGGAUGAACUCUCACUGAAGAUGUCACCCCUGAAGGUGUGUGUGACAGUGGAACAGAGCAGGUAAAAAAGUAUUUCAUCUCUGGAAAGAUGGUCCUUAAAUAAAACUGUCUCUCUCUGCAGUAGAAAGACAAAUAGUUUUAAACUUGAUGCUACAUGAGCAGAGAAAACAGAGUAAAAGGACUGUGGUGUUCACUUCAACUCAAAGUUAGAAAGACAGCAACACCCAGAGUUCACAGCACUGCACCUGAUUGGACGGGGCUUGGUUUUGGAUUAGAGAAAGUUCUGAAAGAGGAGACAGUGAGGCGGCUGGAUGGUGACGAACAAUAUUGUGUUGGAGCUGAACAGUGAAAAACUAUAAUAUCCACAAUGUUGUUUCCAUAAAAGUGUUACUGAAAACAUUCAGACACUGAAGUUCUCAAAUACUGUACAAAUUUGAAGUACUUCUGCUUUAUAUCAAUAUUCAGUUUUCUAGCUAAAUCUACUUUUGUACAGUACAUGUGAAUAUAUGUAUCAGUAACUUUAACUUGUAAUUUUGGUACUUUAGUAGAUUUAAUAUAAAGCAUUUUAAUAAUCUUACUCAAGUACUAUUCAUAUGGGUCACUGCAGUUGUGUGUGUGUCGAAGAAGCUUUUCUAUUAUAUAUUUGUUUUUUCAAAAUGUCCACAAACGAGGUCCCCUCUAAGAUCGUGGAGACAUGUAGUGCCCUGUUUCUGAUAUUGACCAGUAUGUGUGUG
Molecule: messenger RNA, 3194 nt
Organism: Acanthopagrus latus (yellowfin seabream)
Lineage: Eukaryota; Metazoa; Chordata; Actinopteri; Spariformes; Sparidae
Product: zinc-binding protein A33-like
Exons: 2
Coding region: 1131-2525 (464 amino acids)
Molecular function (GO): protein binding; zinc ion binding
Source: RefSeq, a predicted model, not a curated record